Molecule: messenger RNA, 904 nt
Organism: Lineus longissimus
Lineage: Eukaryota; Metazoa; Nemertea; Pilidiophora; Heteronemertea; Lineidae
Product: cytosolic iron-sulfur assembly component 2B-like
Exons: 3
Coding region: 1-480 (159 amino acids)
Biological process (GO): iron-sulfur cluster assembly
Cellular component (GO): cytosolic [4Fe-4S] assembly targeting complex
Source: RefSeq, a predicted model, not a curated record
AUGGCGCCGGUGGCUGACAACUUGGAAAAUGCCAAUCCAACAAUUUACCGUCAGACAGAAAAAAGAACGGUGACAGCCGAAGAUGAAGACGAUCAAGUUGUUGACAAGAUCGAUUCUCGAGAGGUCUUUGAUCUCAUCCGUGAUAUCAACGACCCAGAACAUCCACUCUCACUAGAGGAACUGAAUGUUGUGGAGCUGACAAAAGUCGAAGUUGACGACACUGCCAAUAGAGUGGAGAUCCUAUUCACACCCACAAUUCCACAUUGUAGUAUGGCCACUCUGAUUGGUUUGUCUAUAAGAGUCAAACUGCUGCGGUCGCUACCUUCCAGAUUCAAGGUUGAUGUCAAGAUCACCCCAGGGGCGCAUGCAUCUGAACAUGCUGUGAACAAACAGCUUGCAGACAAGGAGAGAGUGGCUGCUGCGCUGGAGAACAAUCAUCUCCUGGAAGUGGUCAACCAGUGCCUAGCAAAAAGGGGUUAACUAUGAACGCUUUCUGGAGGAUAGUAUUCAAGACGAUACUGUGUUCAGCAUGUAUGUGAUGUUAGCUGUGCUAGUCACAAGAACGAAAUAAUGUCCUUUGAUCACUAGAGACAAGACUGUGUUCAGCUUGUGUUGAGAGUUGGUUGUGCCGCGGUCAUGUUUUUUGCUUCAAUCAACGUGGACAGACAUUGGGUGAUAUGAAUAAAGACCAGCAAUUGCUUUUACUGAAAACCCCAUGUACAUUUACACUAGGCCUUUCCGUACAAAACUGAAGUAAAAUCAUUUACUAGUCUUUAUUCAUAUCACCCAUUGUCAGAUUUGAUCUGGUUGUGGGCAACUUAACUAUGUCCUUGUAUAGUUUGCACCUAUGUCCAUGCAUAUUUUUAUUUGAUGAACAAUACAGCUCUUUUCUAUGAUAUCAAAA